This is a messenger RNA of Bipolaris victoriae FI3, 420 nucleotides long. RefSeq lists its product as hypothetical. The annotation marks the transcript as partial. The transcript has a single exon. The record is from RefSeq and is a predicted model, not a curated record. NCBI's taxonomy places the organism in Eukaryota, Fungi, Ascomycota, Dothideomycetes, Pleosporales, Pleosporaceae.
CGAGGCUGGUUUGUCGUGCAAACACCCGAGUGCGACCAGCAUCUGGCGGCUGGCCCUCGCUUGAUGAGACGGGCUGUAAUUGGUGUUGGUAUGAUGAGCACAGGGUCUCUGGCUGGGGUGAGCCGUUGCUGCAACAGGGGUGGCAAACCAAACAGGCGCCAAGCCAGAGCUAUACUACUAACGCCAAUGGCUUCCAUGGCGACGCCCACCUCGUCGCGUCUCGUCUAUAGCAUCACCAGACACAUACGGCGACCCAUCUCGGUUCCUUUCUCCGCACAAUCAACGCGCCGAUCGGCUGCCCUCGGAUCACCAGUAGACAGCACAUCUCAGCCUUUUCUCCUCAUUUCUAGCCUCAUCCAUGUCCACCUCUCGGCCUGGACCGCCGACAAGCUACUACAAUACACUACACUAAACGACUGA